AUGGAACAAAUACCCAUUAUUUGGGGAACCGGAACACCGGUGGGACCUAUUCAUGAGGUGCAUCACUGAAACAAACCCAGUGUGGUCCAGCUUAUCACCGGGGUGAUUACAGUAAUCGGGGUGUUUAUCAUAUCUAAGCCCGAGUUCAUAUUUGGUUCGGAUGGUCCGGACAAGUAUGACAAGCGUUGGAUUGGGAUAAUACUGUCGCUGACCGCAGCGAUGACAGCGGCGAUGGCGAUGAUUAAUCUGCGUCAACUCAAAUCGACCCCGGUGCCCGUUGUGGUCAUGUGGUACGCCUUGACAGUGGUGGUCAUCGGUGGGUCAGUGUUGCCAAUACUGGAUCGCUGGACACUGCCCACCGGUAUCAAGCAAUGGGGUCUAUUGGUGGCUAUAGGAGCUGCGGGUGUACUAUGCCAGUUUUUUUUAACUACAGCGUGCAAAUAUGAAAGUCCCGGGCCUAUAUCGGUGGCAUCGAGUUUUAAUAUAGUAUUGGCAUUUAUAUGGGAAGUGACAAUAUUCCACGAGCCCGUCCAGUGGCAGUCCAUUACCGGUGCUGUACUCAUAUCGUCGUGUGUAGUGAUAACAGCGUUGAAUAGUAUGUAUGAGGAAAGUCCCGAAAAGUUUGUGAAGGUAUUUAUGUUAGUGUUUUCGAUGAGACGGAACCACGAGACCAGUGCUGGCAAUCAUAGCGGUUGCAAUAAUAAUAGUAAUAAUAGUAAACCACAGUUGGAUACGAUUGAUGGCCAGUUGUCUUAUGACAAAAGUGUUAAAACAAAAACCACACUCGACAUAUGUCUAUUUCAAUUCAUAUUCUACUUUAUCAUAACUAUAUGGAAACAAUAUCCAAUAUUCGGGGAACCGGGACACCGGUGGGACCUAUUCAUGCGUUGCAUCGCUGGUACCACAUCGUCAAUCACCCUGUUUACAUCAUACCGACUAAUGCCAUUAUCAGACGCAACCACGAUCUACCAAACCUCUCCAAUAUUUGUCAUAGUAUUUGCGUACCUAAUACUGCGAGAUCGACCCAACGUGGUUCAGCUAAUUACCGGGAUAAUUGCUGUUAUUGGUAUAUUUAUCAUAUCUAAACCAGAGUUCGUAUUCGGUUCGGAUGGUCGGGACAAGUAUGACAAGCGCUGGAUUGGGAUAAUACUGUCGCUGAUGGCAGCGAUAACAGUGGCAAUGGCGCUGAUUAAUUUGCGUAAACUGAAAUCGACCCCGGUGCCAGUUGUAGUCAUGUGGUACUCCGUGACAGUUGUGGUCAUCGGUGGGUUAGUGUUGUCAAUACUGGACCGUUGGACAGUACCCACCGGUAUCAGGCAAUGGAGUUUAUUGGUGUCUAUAGGAGCUACGGGUGUGUUGAACCAAUAUUUUCAAACCACCGCGCUCAAAUAUGAAAGCCCCGGGCCAAUAUCUGUAACACAGAAUUUUAAUAUCGUACUGGCAUUCAUAUGGGAAGUGACAAUAUUCCACGAGCCCGUCCAGUGGCAGUCCAUUACCGGUGCUGUACUUAUAUCGUCGUGUGUAGUGAUAACAGCGUUGAAUAGUAUGUAUGAGGAAAGUCCCGAAAAGUUUGGGAACGCUUUUAUGUCAGUGUUUCGGAUGGGACGGAACGGCGGCGCCCACCACGAGAUUAGUGCUGGCAAUCCUAGCGAUUGUAACAAUAAUAGUUAUGAUAGUAAACAACAGUUGGAUACGAUUGAUGGACAGUUGUCUUAUGCUAAAAGUGUUAAAACAAAGAUCACACCCGACGUUAUUACUUAA
Messenger RNA from Medioppia subpectinata, 1761 nucleotides. The record is from the annotation of a GenBank genome assembly. Lineage: Eukaryota; Metazoa; Arthropoda; Arachnida; Sarcoptiformes; Oppiidae.